AUGACAGUGACCUACUCACGCAGGGUGGCUGACGCGGGCCUGGGGACCUUCUCCCACCUGCUGCUGCGCUGGAGGGGCAGCAUCUACAAGCUGCUCUACAGAGAGCUCGUCAUCUUCACCAUCCUCUACUUUGGCUUCAGCGUCCUGUACAGGUUCGUCUUGAAUGAAGACCAGAGAAGGCUUUUUGAGAAGUUGUCCAUCUACUGUGACAAGUAUGCCAAUCUGAUCCCCCUGUCCUUCGUACUAGGUUUCUAUGUGACACUGGUGGUGUCUCGCUGGUGGGGGCAGUUUGAGAGUGUUCCCUGGCCAGACCGUCUCGGAGCGUUGGUGGGUGGUCAUGUGAGGGGCGCUGACGAAUCAGCUCGCCUCGUACGCCGCACCCUGAUGCGCUACGCCAACCUAUCAGGAGUGCUCAUCUACCGAUCGGUCAGCACCGCCGUCUACAAGAGAUUCCCCACCAUGGACCACCUGGUCCAGGCAGGUCUGAUGACUGCUGAGGAGCUGAGGCAGCUGGAGGACUUGCCGUCUCCUCACAACAAAUUCUGGGUUCCCUGUAUGUGGUUUGUCAACCUGACCAUGAGGGCCAGAGCGGAGGGGCGCAUCAACAACGACGUGGCCCUCACGGCCCUCCUCAAUGAGCUGAACACCCUGCGAGCCCAGUGCAUGAAGCUGUACAGCUACGACUGGAUCAGCCUGCCGCUAGUUUACACCCAGGUGGUCACCGUGGCUGUGUAUAGCUUCUUCCUGGCUUGUCUGAUUGGCCGGCAGUUUUUAGACACUAGCCAGGAGUACCCAGGCCAUGAUCUGGACUUCUACCUGCCUGUGUUCACCAUGCUGCAGUUCUUUUUCUAUGUCGGAUGGCUAAAGGUGGCAGAACAGCUGAUAAAUCCCUUUGGAGAGGAUGAUGAUGAUUUUGAGACCAACUGGCUGAUAGACCGUAAUUUACAGGUGUCCCUGUUGUCGGUGGAUGAGAUGUAUGACAGCGUGCCUCAGAUGGAGAGGGACAAGUACUGGAACGAGUCGGAGCCACAGCCGCCCUACACAGCGGCCAGCGCUGAGCACAAGAAGCCGUCGUUCAUGGGCUCGGCGCUGGACAUCAGUGUGCCGAAGGAGGAGAUGGAGUUCCAGUCCAACCUGGAGCAGAUAAAGGAGCACGAGGAGGCCAACCACUCCACCCCUCUGCUGGGGAACCUGUCCCGCCUGCUGGGGGUCCAGUCGCCCAGCUUCCCCCGACCCACGCCCACCUCCCGGGUGUCCCUGCUCCGCCGACGCCCCCGCGCCCCGCUCAGCCGCUUCCCGCUCCACCUGCACGGCGAGGCGCCCGCUCUGGCUCUGGCGGGGGGGCACGGGCGCGACGGGCACGGGCACGACGGGCGCGACAUGGACUACGCCUUCUCCUCCGUCCCCAUGUGCGAGCGGCCGGGCUUCUACAGCUGCCCGCAGACGCCCAUCCACUCCAUGCCCCCGCCCGUGCCCGUGCCGCGCCCGAGACCCGCGCGGCGGGCGCAGGGCGACUGGGCCCACAGCUCGUCCUCCUCCCUCGCCCAUCACGCCGUGGGCUCCCAGCUCUUGCCGCCGGACACACCGGGCCACCUGCCCCCACCCCCGUCCUCCGCGUUCCCGUGGCUGGGGGACGAUGGGUCCGACGGCCCCUCUGGUCCGGCCUUCUCUUUCCCAGACCCGGUCCCUGAGCUCUGCCCCCUCCCGAAGCCCAGGCCUGGGCAGGGCCUCCUCUCCAGACACCCCCUGCCCCCUCGGCUCUCCCUGGACACCCACUCUCCUGCAGACAGUCAGCCAGGACCCCUAAGUGCUAGAGUUAUGGGAGGUAGUGGAAGUGGAGGUGGGGAGCGGAUUUUCUCCUUUACCCCUCCCUCCAGGUCUCUCAUUCAGACCACCAACAGCUCCAACAGCAUCAACUGCGGCGGGGGCGGCAGCGUCUCCGGUACUACCGGCUCACCUGCAAACCUGUGCAACGGCGGCGUGCCGCACCCCAGCUUCCCCAGCGGUAGUUGUAGCGGCGGUGGUAGCGCCCAGCGAUUGGUCAGCAGCAGCAAUGGAGCACUCAGCAGCAGCAGCAACCUCAACCCCGUCAGUGCCCCGACCCCCAGCAGCCAGCCUGCAGCCAAUCAGCAGAACUUCCCUAAUGAUUCCGGGAUCUCAUUGGCUGAGGAUCUUCUGAGGGGUUUCGUCUCCAGGGCGGGCCCGGGGCAGGGAGAGCCAGUGGGGCGAGGGAACAAGAGCGAAACAGGAAGUGUGGCAGAGACUAAGGGACCUUUGACUUCCUGAAAACUGACCAAUUGUCCCACUCUCUGACGCUCAUCUGGCCAGUCUAACAUGGGAGACUGCGUUUGAGCCAAGAUACACUGAACAACACCACUGAUCAAUGCUUCACAAUCACCACAAAUGCAUCAACAGAGUAUUCAAAUCUGCAAGUCCGACUUUAGUUUAGGCAGCCUUUGGUAAAAAUGACGUCAGUAAUAUGUAAGGUUAAAAAAUUAUACAAUGUAUAUAUCAUGUAUGUACAUACUUUUUACUUUUUACAAACUUUAACUGUAAAUAUGUCUUUGUCGUGUGUCAUUAUGCAGGAACAUAAUAUUCUAGAAACAGUAACAGAAUGUACAGUUUACUCUUAGUCUUAAGUACAAUGAGUAUAGCUAUACUGUGACCAUAGUACCUAAGGCGGCCUUAAAUAAAAGUGGACCAAUCAAUCCACUC
Sardina pilchardus (European sardine) is the source of this 2715-nucleotide messenger RNA. It is a transcript of the gene best1, whose product is annotated as bestrophin 1. The coding region runs from base 1 to 2286 and encodes 761 amino acids. Gene Ontology annotation, molecular function: chloride channel activity. The record is from RefSeq and is a predicted model, not a curated record. Lineage: Eukaryota; Metazoa; Chordata; Actinopteri; Clupeiformes; Clupeidae. The transcript has 9 exons.